UUUUUUUUUUUUUUUAUUAAAAAGAAAUUGAAAAUAUGAUAAGUACUGAUUCUUCAGUACUUUCAUUAGAAUCUGUAUUAGAUGACCCGAAUUCUGACAUGUUUAAAGAAUUUACAGACUAUUUACACCAAUCGUAUUGUAUCGAAAAUUUGUCCUUUUGGAUAGCUGUACAAGAUUACAUGAAAGAAUGUAACCAACAACAAAAGCUAUGUGAAGCCAUGAUUAAUCUUUAUAUCCGACCCAACUCACCUCAAGAAAUCAACAUACCUUGUGAUAUGCGACAGACCAUUCUCGAUCUAUAUCGUCAGGGAAAUUAUCACGCCCAUUUAUUUGAUGAAGCAGCAGAGGCUGUUCUGGAACUUAUGAGAGUGAACUCAUUCUUACCUUGGAUGACUUCACACUUGAUAGUAUCUUCCUCAUCUUCAACGACCUCUUCUUCUUCCCUUGAUAACCGUAAGAGUUGGUCAAGUAAAAAAGGGAUAUUUCAUACUAUCUCUACACACUCAUUAUCAGACAGCAAAUGGUUUGUUAAACUAAAGCAGUCUUCUCGUACUUCAAUGGAUUUCCAUGAUCAGCCUAUUGAUAACCACAGGGUCUCGGUUACCUCGGCAACUUCUUCAGGUACUCGGUAUAGAUCCAUGUUAAAACGGGUAAAAAAGACACUACUUGGUUUUCAAUCUGAUGAUAAACAUACUCUUUCGGACUCUCAUUGGACUUCAUCUCAACGAUAAUCCUCUCUCUCUCUCUCUCUCUCUCUCUCUCU
Messenger RNA from Gilbertella persicaria, 763 nucleotides. Its product is annotated as RGS domain-containing protein. Lineage: Eukaryota; Fungi; Mucoromycota; Mucoromycetes; Mucorales; Choanephoraceae. The record is from RefSeq and is a predicted model, not a curated record. The transcript has a single exon. Bases 36 to 731 code for a protein of 231 amino acids.